Messenger RNA from Aplysia californica (California sea hare), 2293 nucleotides. Its product is annotated as sodium/hydrogen exchanger 2. Gene Ontology annotation, cellular component: membrane. Gene Ontology annotation, molecular function: sodium:proton antiporter activity. The record is from RefSeq and is a predicted model, not a curated record. Lineage: Eukaryota; Metazoa; Mollusca; Gastropoda; Aplysiida; Aplysiidae. Gene Ontology annotation, biological process: regulation of pH; sodium ion transport; proton transmembrane transport.
CAGUAGUAAAAAAUCAAUGUUUGGCCAGAGAGCUGGUUUGGCUAGACGCCGAAAACAGCAAUAAAUCUGGGAAUACAGGAAGCCGCAAGAGGAAGGCGUCGGUCGAAACGAAUGGAACAGGCACUUGCACCUGAUGAAGUGGAGAGACUGAAAGUAGGACGGGAGCCGCAAUAGACUGCACAACUGAAGGCCUACUUUAGGUUGAGAGAGCUGUUGCAAGCAGUGAACCUUGACUGAGCUUCCACACAGUCUUCACUCAGAACUCUUGAUGGUGACCAUGAAGAGGAGAAAAAUUGGAUAUUCGCAUUCUGGCCCAGCAGGGAAUAGACUUUCACCUGGGCUGUGCCUCGUCUUGGCUAUUUUUGUACUUGCAACGGAAGCACGUGGAGACGAUGUCCCUGUCAUCACGGAUGGAGUGGCCUCCCCCAGUUUGAGCCAUGAAUCAGCUCCUCAUCACGCGAAUGGGACGGACGAUGAUCAUCAUGGAAACAAGUCCCAUCACAGUGAAGAUGGGGGACAUGGCCAUCAUAAUAAGGGCCUGACGGUGGCGGACUUGAACUACCACGAAGUGCGAGAUCCUCUCGUCCUCACCAUUGUUGUGCUGGUGGCUGCGCUCAGUAAAAUUGGGUAUCACCAUGCCAACUUUCUGUCCAGCAAAAUUCCGGAGUCAUGCAUUCUUAUCAUCCUUGGAACAGCGUUUGGUGCCCUCGUGCACUUUUCUGGGAUCGCCGAUGACCUGCCGAAAUUUUUCCAGCCUCAUGAGUUCUUUAUGUUUCUAUUGCCUCCGGUACAAUUCUGGCUUGCAUCAUGCUAGGAGGGACCCUGUUUGGUCUGGCUAAAGCCGGUGCGAUGGGAGACAUUGUGGAUCUGAGCUUUACAGAGAUCAUGGUCUUCUCUUCUCUCAUUGUGGCUGUGGAUCCAGUGGCGGUGCUUGCUGUCUUCAAUGAGAUUGGUGUCAACCAUGUGCUGUAUUUCCUUGUGUUUGGAGAGUCGCUGUUGAACGACGGUGUUACAGUUGUGUUGUACAAAGUGUUCCAAGCAUACAACGUUAUGGAUGAAAUAAACGGAAUACAUUACUUUCUGGGAAUAUUGAAGUUCUUCGUGGUGUGUAUCGGUGGCCUGGCCCUAGGAGUGCUGUCCGGGCUUCUCACGGCUGUGAUGACCAAGUACUCCACUCAUGUCAAAGUGGCUCAACCCAUCAUUGUCUUCACUAUGGUAUAUUUUGGAUUUUUGAUGGCUGAGCUGUUUGGAUUUUCAGGAAUUAUUAGUAUCAUUGGCUGUGGGCUAACACAGGUGCACUAUGCCUUUGCCAAUAUCAGCUCCAAGUCUCGCACCACCAUAAAGUAUUUCACGAAAGUGAUCAGCUCCUGCAAUGAGAUCAUCAUCUUCCUGUUCCUGGGACUGUCUAUGGUGAACGACACCCACGUCUGGCACACCGGCUUCACACUGUGGACCAUAUUCUUCUGCCUGGCCUUCCGAUUCGUCAUUAUCUUUGCAAUGUCUUCACUGAUCAACUGGCUAGAUGUUUAUCGAGUUCGGAAAAUUGGCUUUCAGGAGCAGUACAUGAUUGCCUACGGAGGUCUCCGCGGUGCCGUCUGCUUCUCCCUGGUGGCGCUGCUGGACCCGAAAGACAUACCGGCCAAGAACAUGUUUGUGACCACCACCCUGGCAGUCAUCAUCUUCACAGUCUUUGUACAGGUGAAUGACCAUCUCAUGGCUGGUGUAGAGGAUAUCAUCGGAGACCAUGGGCGAUACCAUCUCAGGAGAGCAUUACAAGUACCUGAAGCUCAGUGGGGCCAAGAGUGUUGGAGAAAUUCCGGAAUUAAAAUAUCCCCAUAUAAGUAAAAUAUUUGGGCCUCAUGUGAACACGGAGAUGUUCCUGUCAAGUCUGGAUAAAUGUGACCCCGAUGAACCGGCGCUAGUGAAAACUCCAACUAUCAUAGAGCCGUCGACGCCUGCCAGUGUACCUCCAGUAGAUAUUGAGACUGGUGGAGUUGAACUUCGGCGCCGAGGUCGAGGGUCAAGGUCUGUGUCCUUUGCCCCUCCUUCGGGGCUGAUUGAUGUCCACGGUCUGAGGGGCCUGCUCAAAUCUCAUCGUCACAGCCGAAUGAUGUUGUCAAAGUAUGACAAAAACUUGACGGAUCACGAAGGAAACGUGGUGCAGACGGAAAUACGAAAGAAGAGCCACCGCAACAACAGGCUGCUGCGUCUGUUCAGCGAAGACGGCGCCUCGCCAGGCACCGAAAGACGAAAGUCGUGGUCGGAGCAGGACUGCCAGCUGGCGGAGCAGCGA